This is a messenger RNA of Drosophila willistoni, 4238 nucleotides long. RefSeq names its product cyclin G (gene CycG). The record is from RefSeq and is a predicted model, not a curated record. The transcript has 6 exons. Lineage: Eukaryota; Metazoa; Arthropoda; Insecta; Diptera; Drosophilidae. Bases 573 to 2309 code for a protein of 578 amino acids.
UGAAACGACAUCUGGAAACAAGCAAGAGAAGACGUGCGCGCGAGUGUGUGUUUGAUAAAUAUUAUUUGUGAUUGUAUGUGUGCGUGUGAAUGUUUGAAUAGAAAUUUUUACAACAAUUUGAAAUUAGAUUCUUUAAGCAAAAAAGUUUCAAUAUCACAAUAUAUAGAGUCAGCUACAAUGUCCAGCUAAAGGAAUAUUACAGUUGCCCCAAAGCCCCACUUUGAAACUGGUGUAUGGGAAAAAUCGAUCCACCAAAUAAGAAAGAAGAAAAAGAGAAAAUGUUGGCUUAACAAUUUCGAAAAGAAACUCUUACAACACCAACAAAUUUGUGAUAAAAAUUUCAAGUACAAAUUAGUUAACGUAGCGCUUAAAUGACAACUAACAAAGUUUUAUAACAAAAACUUUCAACGCUGAAGAGAAAAAGAAAGAAAAAACAACAACAAUUUACACACUUAUUUUCAAGUGCAAUAAGCAAAAGAAUAAUCCAAAAAAACAAACAAAUUCGUCUCAACAUUCCUGCGCAACAGAAAACAACAAAAUGGCUGUAAAAAUGUACUAGGCCAGCCCUCACAAUGUCUGUCCCUGUACGCCACUCUGCUGCCGCCGAAUACGCCGCCGCCGUUGAACAGCAACAUCAACUGCAUCUGCAACUGCAAGAAGAGCAAGAACAGUACCACCAAUAUCACCACCGCCGCCAGUAUCAGCAACAGCAACAACAGGAGGAGGAACAAGUGGUGGAUCUAUAUUAUUGCCAACAGCAGCAGCAGCAGGAGCAGAUCAACGAGCAGGUGUUGAGGCAGCAGCAGCAGUUGAUGCAGCAGAGGUCAUCGAUGUCGUCGUCGUUGGUUAUGCCAGGUCUUGCCCACACCACCACCAUCUCCCACAACAACAAUAACAACAACAACAACCAGAACAACAGCAUCAACAAUCCAACUAUGGAUAACAUUAGCAUCAAUGCCAUCCUGGUUGAUGAUGAGCAACCCUCAACAUCAGCUCAGGCAGCGGCAGUGGCGGCUGCAGCAGCAGCUGCUUUAGCUAAUGCUGGUGCAAUUGGUGGUGGUGCAGUGGGUGGCAAUGACAAUGGCAUGAUGGACCACAAUGAGGCAGAGAUGCCAACUGAUUGGAUGAGGAUUGCGGAAGAGGGCCGGUAUGGGACACCGGGUGCUGCUGGCUUGGAAUAUCAGAAGUACGAACAACAACAACAACAGCAACAUGUGGAAUCCAAUGAGGCGGGAGUUAGUGGUGCUGGAGCCUCCAACAACAAUGAACCAGCUUCAGCUAUCAAAAAAAUGGAGGAUCAAUUGCACGCCCUCACCUCAGAUGAGCUCUAUGAGACGGUUAAGGAGUAUGAUGCAUUGCAGGAUAAAUACCAUACGGUUCUCCUACUACCCAAGGAAUCGAGGCGCGAAGUGACUGCUGGCGGACGAGAUGGCUCGGCCUAUGUUUUACGCUGCCUCAAAAUGUGGUAUGAAUUGCCCUCCGAUGUUCUAUUCUCAGCCAUGAGUUUGGUGGAUCGUUUCCUGGAUCGUAUGGCCGUAAAACCGAAGCAUAUGGCCUGCAUGAGUGUCGCCUCAUUCCAUUUGGCCAUCAAACAAUUGGAUUUGAAGCCCAUACCAGCCGAGGAUUUGGUUACAAUUUCUCAAUGUGGCUGCACCGCUGGCGAUUUGGAACGUAUGGCCGGGGUCAUUGCCAACAAAUUGGGCGUUCAAAUGGGUCAUGCUCCCAUCACAUCUGUCAGCUACCUGCGUAUCUAUUAUGCUCUCUUUCGCAAUUUGGCCAAGGAGAUUGGCGGCGAUUUCUUUAAGUUCUAUCAGCAAUUGAUUAAGCUGGAGGAACUGGAGAAUCGUCUCGAGAUCCUAUUGUGCGAUGUAAAGACAACAGUGAUAACACCAUCGACUUUGGCCUUGGUGCUCAUUUGCCUGCAUUUGGAUUUCCAUAUCAAGGAGUCGUACACGCGCGGCAGUCCCGAACUGAAGCAUGUCUUUGAAUAUAUUCUUUUCCUGCAGCAAUUUAUGAGGAUUCCCGAUCGCGUUUUCACCUGCGGUUUCAGCAUUGUCUCGGGCAUUCUAUCCCAUUAUAAUGGCCAGAAUAAGGCGCCCUAUAAGCAACGGCUUGUCUGGAAGUUAUCCAGUCGCACGCUGCGUGUGUUGCGCCCUAUCAAUCGUUUCUCCUCGGAUCUGCCCACCAUUGAGGAAGGCAUCUCGAAUGCCAUCGAUGAGGGACUACGUUCGAGAACCGAGAGUAUUAGCUCUGAGGAGGAAGAGGAUUGGCCAACUUCACCCAUAAUUCCAAUUUUCGAACAAUGUUAGUAAAGAACUGCUGCAGCAAUUAACAGCAAAGGAGCAACAGCAGCAGCAGCAGCAGCAGCAUCAUCAACAGCGGCAUCACUAGACCAGAUUAGAUCAGAUGACCAACAGUUGGCCGCUCACACACCCACACACACCACGCGAUUCGCAGCAAAAGGAAGGCGAUUAAACAUAUCUCCCCCCCUAAAAUCCAAUCACAUCUACAUCCUUUUGCCCUUUUGGAAUGUGUAUGUGUAGGUGUGUGCUUAGAUAUUUUGCUAAAAUGCAUCAUAAUUUAUCAGGUUUUUAGCAUUAUGUGCUGGUUCUAACAUUUAAGAAACUUUCGGAGGAGGCGUUGAAGUAGAAGAAAUGCUAAGGCAAUUUUUUUUCGAUUUAUUUGCGGCAGACAAAAAAUACGUGAGAAAAAAAAACUACGAAAGAAAAAAAUUCUUUAAAAAAAACCCAAAAAAAAAACAAAAAUUUAAUGCUGCGGACCAUCAUAUAAAAGAUUGAUGUUGUUCCGGAACAUUAUAUCACAGAUCGAAGAGUUGAGAGGAAACCAGAGAAAAGGAAAACAACAAUGAAAAACAACUGGAAAAAACAGCAAUUUUUUGUUGUUGGUUACGCUCGAAAAACAAACAAAAAAAGUUAAAAAAAAAACAAAAACAAAAACUGAAAAGAAAAAUUUACAUUAGUUUAAAUCAAAAAGAAAAAAAAAUUUAUGUUCUCCAUGUUUGUGCCGCCUCUAAUAAUUUUCUGUAUUUAAAAACGAAACAAUGGACCCACAACAACAACAACAACAACACAUGAAAGUAUAUUUAAAACAAAAAAAAAAAAAAGUACAAAAAAUUAAACGUAAAUCUAAGCUUAAAAAAACAAAACUUCUGAUCAGAAUACCAUUAACUUUUAGCCGCGCUUCAAAUAAGAAGAAACAACAACAACAACUUCAUAAUUCUCCUAAUUACUAAGAAUUAACUUAACAAUCUUAACAACAACCAAUAUAUAGUAAACAAAAAAAAAUAUGUGUCUAGUAGAUUUUUGCUCUGUAUAAUGAAAACAAAAAGUAACAAAAACUUAUACAAUAUACGAAAAACAAUCAAAAACAAAAAACAAAUUUAAAUGCCGCCCCAAAAAAACAAAAAAAAGAAAACAAAACCAAAAUAAUAUAAUCUAACAAUUUAUCAAUUAUCAUUUGUUAUCAUUAUUAUGUAGAUGUAAACGAAAAAUCGAAAGCCUCCCCCCUUUUUUCACUACCGAUAUAGAAAUCAAAGUGAUUCAUUUCUUUUAUAUAUUAUUAUAUUUCUUUUUUGUUAAAUAAUCUUUAUUAAAUUAUUAAAAAAAAAAACCUGUAUAAAAAACACAAAGUCAAUUCGAUUUAAUUCGAAAUUCGAAAAAAGUUUGAUUCAUAUUUAAUUUUUAAUUACACCUAAAUUAAAGUCUAAUAAGUUUAUUCGCUAAAUAACCAGCAAAAACCACUUAAAAACAAAAGCCAAAUUCUGUAGCGCGGCAAAAUCUGUUUCAUACAUUUUUUUGUUCAACAUUAUGAUGCAUCAUUUAGCAAGAUAAACGCAGGCCAGAAAAAAAGAAAAUAACAAUUAGGAAACGGAGAACAUAAAUGCAAAAACUACCGCAAAUCAAUACAACAAAUGCAAAAAGAAAAAACAAUUUUUGAAACUUUCUGUAAAGGUGAAAAAGCAAAAUGCAAAAAAACAAAAAAAUCACAUUUCAAUUUAUUUACAAAAAGUAUGUGCAAAGUGACCCCACAAAAAAGAAAAAAAAAAAAAAGACAAGAAAUUUCUUUCAAGUCUUUUUUUUUGAUGGGGUUAGUUUUAUUUCUUGUCUGUAAAUUUAAAUAAAAAUGUCCCAUAUCCUUCCCACACACACGGGUAUGACAUUGUAAUGCCUUGUGGUGUGCAAGUGGAUAUAGAAUUUUCAUGAAUAUUUACAACAAAA